Molecule: messenger RNA, 1311 nt
Organism: Euleptes europaea (tarantolino)
Lineage: Eukaryota; Metazoa; Chordata; Lepidosauria; Squamata; Sphaerodactylidae
Gene: GLA
Product: galactosidase alpha
Exons: 7
Coding region: 1-1311 (436 amino acids)
Biological process (GO): glycoside catabolic process; glycosylceramide catabolic process; oligosaccharide metabolic process
Cellular component (GO): cytoplasm
Molecular function (GO): alpha-galactosidase activity
Source: RefSeq, a predicted model, not a curated record
AUGGCUGUCGGGGACAGCCGGCGAGGGGCCCUGGGCCGAGGGGGGCUUCUGGCGCUGGUGGCGGCGGUGCUGGCGUGGGCGUGCCCGGCUGGCGCGCUGGAGAACGGGCUGGCGCGGACGCCGCCCAUGGGGUGGCUGCAUUGGGAGCGCUUCCUCUGCCAGACGGACUGCUCCCAAGACCCCCGCCGGUGCAUCAGUGAAAAGUUGUUCAUGCAGAUGGCUGACCUGAUGGUGUCUGAAGGCUGGAGAGAUGUGGGGUACCAGUACCUGUGCAUCGAUGAUUGCUGGAUGGCUCCGAGCCGUGACGAGAAGGGCCGGCUGCAGCCAGACCCAAAACGUUUCCCCAGCGGGAUCGCCAAAUUAGCAGACUAUAUCCACUCCAAAGGGCUGAAGCUGGGCAUUUACGCAGAUGUCGGGAACAAAACCUGUGCUGGCUUUCCUGGCAGUUAUGGUUACUAUGAGCUGGACGCACAAACCUUUGCCAGCUGGGGGGUGGACCUUCUCAAGUUCGACGGCUGCUAUUGUGACACGGUAGACCUGCUGGCAGAAGGUUAUAAGACGAUGUCCCGGGCGUUGAAUAAAACCGGCAGAAGCAUUGUGUACUCCUGCGAGUGGCCGCUCUACCAGAAGCUCAUGCAGAAGCCCAACUACACCGAGAUAAAACAGUUCUGUAAUUACUGGAGGAACUUUGCUGACAUCUACGAUGCCUGGAAUAGCAUCAGGAAUGUUCUGGACUGGACCACUCUACAUCAGGACAACCUCACCGACGUUGCUGGGCCCGGGGGCUGGAACGACCCAGACAUGCUGGUGAUUGGAAACUUUGGACUGAGUUGGGAUCAGCAGGUAACACAGAUGGCACUCUGGGCCAUGAUGGCAGCUCCACUCCUCAUGUCCAACGACUUGCGCCACAUUAGUUCAGCAUCCAAGGCCCUGCUCCAAAACAAGGAAGUGAUCGCCAUCAACCAGGAUCCACUGGGCAAGCAGGGAUACCAAAUCACCAAGGACAACAACUUUGAAUUGUGGGAGCGGCCUCUUUCAGGUGGGGCCUACGCCAUAGCCAUAGUGAACCGUCAGGAGAUUGGUGGGCCUCAAACUUACAAGUUCUCUCUCACCUUUCUUGGGAACGGUUUGGCUUGCAACCCCGCUUGUUCUAUUCAGCAGAUCCUUCCCACCAGCAGAAAUCUGGGGCUACACAACUGGGUAUCAUUCUUGAAAGUACUGGUGAACCCAACAGGGACUGUCUUGCUGAAGAGUGUGGUGAUUGAGGAAAAACGGGUUGUCGGUGGCACCCACGCUCUGGGUAUCUCAUAA